AUGUGUAAGGAGAUGGAGGCUUUGAGGAAUGUAGUCUUGUGUAGUAGGAUGCGACAUAAUAUAAUGAUUACGCAGUUAAAGAAGUCUUUUGGCUUGAUGGUUUCAAUGUGGGAUGUGGUUAUGUCUUGUAGGCAGACAAAGAAGGGACUUUUAUACUUUGGUAGAGAGGGAGAUUUGAGUAUAAAUGAGGAACGUUAA
This is a messenger RNA of Sclerotinia sclerotiorum 1980 UF-70, 198 nucleotides long. RefSeq lists its product with no specific name. The coding region runs from base 1 to 198 and encodes 65 amino acids. The record is from RefSeq and is a predicted model, not a curated record. The transcript is spliced from 2 exons. NCBI's taxonomy places the organism in Eukaryota, Fungi, Ascomycota, Leotiomycetes, Helotiales, Sclerotiniaceae.